Papaver somniferum (opium poppy) is the source of this 927-nucleotide messenger RNA. Its product is annotated as probable N-acetyl-gamma-glutamyl-phosphate reductase, chloroplastic. The coding region runs from base 1 to 927 and encodes 308 amino acids. The transcript has 9 exons. The record is from RefSeq and is a predicted model, not a curated record. NCBI's taxonomy places the organism in Eukaryota, Viridiplantae, Streptophyta, Magnoliopsida, Ranunculales, Papaveraceae. Gene Ontology annotation, molecular function: oxidoreductase activity, acting on the aldehyde or oxo group of donors, NAD or NADP as acceptor; NAD binding.
AUGAAUUAUAAUUUGAAGAUUGUAAGACUCUUGGCAAACCAUCCACAUUUUCACAUUAUUGUAAUAAAAGCGGAUAGAAAAGCUGGCCAAUCAAUGAGCUCUGUGUUCCCACAUUUGAUCAAACAAGACUUGCCAGAUAUGGUUGCUGUCAAGGACACAGAUUUUUCUAAUGUUGAUGAUGUAUUUUGUUGUUUGCCACAUGGAACAACACAGGAAAUCAUAAAAGGCUUUCCAAAGAAUUUGAAAAUUGUCGAUCUUUCUGCAGAUUUUAGGUUAAGGAAUAUUGACGAAUAUCAAGAAUGGUAUGGACAACCUCAUAGUGCUCUAGAUUUGCAGUUCUGUUUCACUGCAGUUAUGCACCAAUCUGCUUUUGGUUUAGAAGUACUUUCCGGUUUUAAGGUUCUAUGGAUUGUAUACCAUGUUCGCAUUGGUACUUCUAGUGAUAAAUCUAUUGGUGUCUCCAGAAAGAAGCUGUUUAUGUCUCUCAUUUGCAUGCCUUUUGUUGCGGUUGCAGUUUUUAUACACAUCACUCAUAUAAGAAGGAUGAGUGUAUGUUGUCAAUUACCAGUACUUGUUGUACAGUCUAAUCUUAUAGGACUGGGAAACAUUAUUAUUAAUGCGAAAUCGGGUGUGAGUGGAGCAGGACGUGGAGCCAAUGAAGCAAAUUUAUACACUGAAAUAGCUGAAGAAUUUUUCUCAGAUGGAAUCACAAGGCAUCGCAUCGCCAUGAAAUGGGGAAUGCAGGCAAACAUAUAUGUGGAAAUGGCUCAAGGAGUAACCAUUGAUGAACUGAGACAAGAAUUAAGCACCUCGUAUAAGAUUUAUAAUUUAAUGAAGGGUGCUUCUGGUCAAGCGGUACGAAAUCUCAAUUUGGUGAUGGGAUUUCCCGAGAACACAUGGCUCCCUCGUGCACCCGUUUACCCUUAG